Molecule: messenger RNA, 2697 nt
Organism: Closterium sp. Yama58-4
Lineage: Eukaryota; Viridiplantae; Streptophyta; Zygnematophyceae; Desmidiales; Closteriaceae
Source: the annotation of a GenBank genome assembly
AUGACGGAAACCGUCAGGUUAGACGACGACUACAACGUUUUCUACAGCGUCGUCACCUCCGCCUCCGACGAAGCCGAGCCGUUCGCCCCUUCGAUCUAUCAAGGCGCGGCGGGAGAGGCAGGAACCGCCGUUCAUAAUAUUGUUGCGGAAGGGGAAACCGCCACGUGGGCAAAUCUUACUCGUCCACUGCCUCCCCCGCCCAAGGGCAAAAAGAACAAGGGCACACCGCCCACCCCGCCUCCUCCGAAGUACACUUAUGCCACAAACGGGACGUGGCUUAAAGCGAGCACGCUGUCCACGAUCGGCGGGCAGACACUGAAGGAGCUGGUGGAUGCGAUUAUCGCGACGCCGGACGGGUACUGUGCGACAUUCGCGACCACUGAUUUUGAGUCGUGUGUGACACGGGGGCAGUUUCAGUCGGACCCGCUUCCGCCGCCCCCUAAGGGCAAGAAGGGCGGGAAGGAUGGCGGGAAGAAGGGCGGAGGCAAGAAUGGAGGGGGCAAGAAUGGAGGGGGCAAGAAUGGAGGGGGCAAGAAUGGAGGGGGCAAGAAUGGAGGGGGCAAGAAUGGAGGGGGCAAGAAUGGAGGGGGCAAGAAUGGAGGGGGCAAGAAUGGAGGGGGCAAGAAUGGAGGGGGCAAGAAUGGAGGGGGCAAGAAUGGAGGGGGCAAGAAUGGAGGGGGCAAGAAUGGAGGGGGCAAGAAUGGAGGGGGCAAGAAUGGAGGGGGCAAGAAUGGAGGGGGCAAGAAUGGAGGGGGCAAGAAUGGAGGGGGCAAGAAUGGAGGGGGCAAGAAUGGAGGGGGCAAGAAUGGAGGGGGCAAGAAUGGAGGGGGCAAGAAUGGAGGGGGCAAGAAUGGAGGGGGCAAGAAUGGAGGGGGCAAGAAUGGAGGGGGCAAGAAUGGAGGGGGCAAGAAUGGAGGGGGCAAGAAUGGAGGGGGCAAGAAUGGAGGGGGCAAGAAUGGAGGGGGCAAGAAUGGAGGGGGCAAGAAUGGAGGGGGCAAGAAUGGAGGGGGCAAGAAUGGAGGGGGCAAGAAUGGAGGGGGCAAGAAUGGAGGGGGCAAGAAUGGAGGGGGCAAGAAUGGAGGGGGCAAGAAUGGAGGGGAUUCGUUCGUCGCUCCCAUCGCUGUGUUGGAAGCGCGUGUCAACGGCUCCGAUGCUGACCUCAGCGGUGACGUCAACGCCACAGGCUGCAUUUCCCUCGCCGUCUUUCAGAGCGCCACAGCUAACGACUACGACAUUACUUACUCCGUGCGCGUGAAUCUAACCGACUCUGGAGAGCCCACCAGCAUCAUCAUCAAGAAAGGUGCUGACAUGGCACUCGCCAUGGACACCAGCGACGCCACCACUUUGACGGCGGACAACGGGCAGACGUACAAGGAGCUGGUGGAUGCCAUGCUGACUGCUCCUGACGCUUACUCGGCUCUCGUCACCAAGAUGUUCGAGGCUGGUGCAGCGAGUGGUGCUUUCCUCAAAUUCACCAAGGCGAUUCUCGCCGCGCGGCUGAACGGAUCCAACGUGGUUGGGGCCACCGGCGACGCCAACGCCACCGGGCGAGUCUGCCUCGCCGUCUUCGAAAAAGACGGCGACUACAACGUCUUCUAUAGUGUCGUCACAUCCACCUCCGACGCCGACGAGCCGUACGCCGCUUCGAUCUAUCAAGGCGCAGCGGGAGAGGCGGGAACCGCUGUUCAUAAUACUGUCGCGGCAGGAGAAACCGCCACGUGGGCGAAUCUUACUCGUCCGCCGCCUCCCCCGCCCAAGAGCAAGAAGAACAAGGGCACACCGCCCCCUCCACCGCCUCCCAAGUAUACUUAUGGCACUAACGCGACGUGGCUUACAGCGAGUACAGUGUCCACGAUCGGCGGGCAGACACUGAAGGAGCUGGUGGAUGCAAUUAUCGCGAAUCCGGAUGGUUACUUCGCGUCGUUCGCGACGCUUGCUUUCGAGUCGGGUGCAGCGCGGGGGCAGUUUCAGUCGGACCCGCUUCCACCGCCGCCUAAGGGCAAGAAGGGCGGGAAGGAUGGUGGGAAGAAGGGCGGGAAGGAUGGCGGGAAGAAUGGUGGUGGAAAGAAUGGCGGCGGCAAGACCGAUGGCGAUCGGUUCGGCACUCUCGUUGGUGCGGUCGCAGCGCGCGUCAACGGCUCUAACGUUGACCUCCAAGCUGAUGUCAACGCCACGGGAUGCGUUGACCUCGCCAUCUUCUUAAACGCCUUAACUAACGACUACGACAUUUAUUACCACGUCCGCGUCAGUCUGAAUGACUCUGGGGAGCCCACUGGUGUCGUCAUAGAAAUUGGCGCUGACGUGGCACUCACCGUGACCACCAGCGACGCCAAGUGGACCAAUCGCACGCUCACAGAUGCCGAGCGCGCCAAGCUGGGCGGUAAACUGUCUCCCAAGGGCAAGAAGGGCAAGCAGCCGCCUCCCCCUCCCCCUCCCCUCGGCUACAACUACGAAACCACCGGCACUUGGCUAAGCGCCAGUACUUUGACGGCGGAUAACGGGCAGACGUAUAAGGAGCUGGCGGAUGCCAUGCUGGCUGCCCCUGACGCUUACUCUGCUCUCGUCUACACCCAGGCGUUCGAGGCCGGUGCAGCGAGUGGUGCUUUCGCUAAUAUUAAGCUGGCAGGAGGGAUGGGGACCCAGAAAGGCGACAUCGGCAAGGUCUUUCUGGGUCGCCGUGAUAUAACCGCAGGUUGA